Messenger RNA from Colletotrichum higginsianum IMI 349063, 912 nucleotides. RefSeq lists its product as uncharacterized. Lineage: Eukaryota; Fungi; Ascomycota; Sordariomycetes; Glomerellales; Glomerellaceae. The transcript is spliced from 3 exons. Bases 1 to 912 code for a protein of 303 amino acids. The record is from RefSeq and is a predicted model, not a curated record.
AUGCAUCGCUCUACUGCGAACCUGACAUCCGAAAUCUCCACUUGGCCUGAACGACUCAACCGAGUCCGCGAGUCGGGCACUAUACGAUGCAACUUUAAAGUUUCGGACUCUAGAAAUUGGUCGUUCCUCACACCACGGGGGACCGGACUUCUCGUCGAGAAGCCCCCCGUUUCGGGUCAUCGAAAGGGCCUUACGAGCAACUUGCACCCAACUUUGAAAGUGAAGUUCCUCAAUCUGCUCCUCGUCGGCACCGCAGUGGUUUCCGCGCUCCCCUUUAAACCAGACACGCCGUUGAACCCGAAUGGUUUGUCUGGCCUCAAGGCUCGUGAGCCCGAGAAGCUCAAGGUCGACAAGCGUGAGCCCGAGAAGCUCAAGGUUGACAAGCGCGAGAAGCUCAAGGUCGACAAACGUGAGAAGCUCAAAGUCGACAAGCGCGAGAAGUUGAAGGUCGACAAGCGCGAGCCCGAGAAGCUCAAGGUCGACAAGCGUGAGAAGUUGAAGGUCGACAAGCGUGAGCCUGAGAAGCUCAAGGUCGACAAGCGCGAGCCCGAGAAGCUCAAGGUCGACAAGCGUGAGAAGUUGAAGGUCGAUAAGCGUGAGCCUGAGAAGCUCAAGGUUGACAAGCGCGAGCCCGAGAAGCUCAAGGUCGAUAAGCGUGAGAAGCUCAAGGUUGAUAAGCGCGAGCCUGAGAAGCUCAAGGUUGACAAGCGCGAGCCCGAGAAGCUCAAGGUCGAUAAGCGUGAGAAGCUCAAGGUUGAUAAGCGUGAGCCUGAGAAGCUCAAGGUUGACAAGCGCGAGCCCGAGAAGCUCAAGGUUGACAAGCGCGAGCCCGAGAAGCUCAAGGUCGACAAGCGCGAGCCCGAGAAGCUCAAGGUCGACAAGCGCGAGCCUGAGAAGCUCAAGGUCGACUAA